AUGGCACAAUAUCCAAUACCGAAUCCAUCAGGACGACGUGAACAUGAACCAAUUGAGUUUACUCGAACGUUCAAUGCUAUCCAACGACCCAGUGUUGGGGGCCCACAGUUUUCGACUUUCUUUGAUGAACGUAUAAAAAGUAACAAAUUACCUCGUCCAACUCAAGUUACUGAUAAACGAAUCAAUUUCCUUCCACCAGUUCUAAGUCUCAUACUUGGUUCAAAUUAUUUUUUAACUGUUUUAUGUAUUAUUCUCGUUGUUCCAAUUCUUGAAUUAGUAAUUGGUCUAGUUUUUCAAGAUAAAUGUCCUGCAGAAACUAAUAUACCAAAAUAUUUAAUUGUAACUGGUGCAUGUGGUAUUGUAGCUAUUGCUUUGACAGUAGCGAUUGUUAUUUCAAUUAAAUGUUGUAUUAAACAAGAUUCCAUCGCUGGAUCAUGCAUUAGUGGGUGUGUGAUCGGUCUUAUAGUAUUGACUAUUCUUCUGAUGUGCGUUUUUCUCUUUGCUUGGUUUAUUGCGGGUAAUGUUUGGGUAUUCGGAGCGCAAAAUAAAAUUGAUUUUGAUAAUGAAAGAUCACCGAAUUAUUGUCAUUCAAUUUUGUAUAAUUUUGCUUUUUGGAUAAUUAUUUUAACCUAUAUUAUGACUGUUGUUACGUGCUGUUUAUCCUGUUGUCGUGCUUGUUUUGGAUCAAUAUCUACACUAAAAGCAUAG
Rotaria socialis is the source of this 708-nucleotide messenger RNA. NCBI's taxonomy places the organism in Eukaryota, Metazoa, Rotifera, Eurotatoria, Philodinida, Philodinidae. The record is from the annotation of a GenBank genome assembly.